Acomys russatus (golden spiny mouse) is the source of this 1779-nucleotide messenger RNA. RefSeq names its product sarcoglycan beta (gene Sgcb). Bases 40 to 1002 code for a protein of 320 amino acids. Lineage: Eukaryota; Metazoa; Chordata; Mammalia; Rodentia; Muridae. The record is from RefSeq and is a predicted model, not a curated record. Gene Ontology annotation, biological process: muscle organ development. The transcript is spliced from 6 exons. Gene Ontology annotation, cellular component: sarcolemma; sarcoglycan complex.
UCCGUUCUAGAGCGCAAGCGCGGGUUGCGGCGGGCCAAGAUGGCGGCGGCGGCGGCAGCGGCUGCUGCGACCGAGCAGCAAAGCUCCAAUGGGCCAGUGAAGAAAUCCAUGCGAGAGAAGGCUGUGGAGCGAAGGAACGUUAACAAAGAACACAAUAGUAACUUUAAAGCUGGGUAUAUUCCUAUUGAUGAAGAUCGGCUCCAUAAAACUGGGCUGAGAGGGAGGAAGGGCAACUUAGCCAUCUGUGUGAUUAUCCUCCUCUUCAUCCUGGCUGUCAUCAACCUGCUAAUCACACUUGUCAUCUGGGCCGUGAUUCGUAUUGGGCCAAAUGGCUGUGAUAGCAUGGAGUUUCACGAGAGCGGGCUGCUGCGAUUCAAGCAAGUGUCUGACAUGGGCGUCAUCCAUCCGCUGUAUAAGAGCACAGUGGGCGGCAGGCGGAAUGAAAACCUGCUCAUCACUGGCAACAACCAGCCAAUUGUUUUUCAGCAAGGGACAACCAAGCUGAGUAUCGAAAAGAACAAAACUUCUAUCACCAGUGACAUUGGGAUGCAGUUUUUCGACCCAAGGACACAGAACAUCUUAUUCAGCACGGACUACGAGACUCACGAGUUUCAUCUGCCAAGCGGAGUGAAAAGUCUGAAUGUCCAGAAAGCGUCAACUGAAAGGAUUACCAGCAACGCUACUAGUGACUUAAAUAUCAAAGUCGAUGGGCGUGCAAUUGUGCGUGGUAAUGAAGGCGUGUUCAUCAUGGGCAAAACCAUUGAGUUUCACACGGGGGGUAACGUGGAGUUAAAGGCUGAAAACAGCAUCAUCCUCAACGGCACCGUGAUGGUCAGCCCACUGCGUCUGCCCAGCUCCUCCAGCGGGGACCAGUCAGGAAGUGGUGACUGGGUGCGCUACAAGCUCUGCAUGUGUGCGGACGGCACGCUGUUCAGAGUGCAAGUAACAGGCCACAACAUGGGCUGCCAGGUCUCAGACAAUCCUUGUGGCAACACUCACUAAAAAAAUCCAUCCCCAGGGGUCAGUGGGUUCAGAUCUCUUGACCUCUCCUUUUUAAGAAUGCACGUGAACCAUGUUUUUACAGAAUUUGCCAUAACUUGUACUUACUUUAACUGGGGAGUGCCACUGUAUCUGCUAUGCACUCUGCAUAUUUAAGCGAUUUUUGAGUGCCUAAAUUCUAAUAUGUUUUAUUAAGCUGCACUGAUAAUUCAAACAACAGUUCUCUAAAAUAAUGAGAAAUUAAUAUAAUCAAAAUUAAUCUUUGACAUGUUUUUUAACCUUCUACAAUCUCUUGUCUAAAGGACAAAGGGCUGAAGACUCACCGUAAGUAAGCCGUUGGCCAUUUCUAACAGGGAGAGAUCCACUAGAAGUGUCUGGAGGGCACAGCAUCACUGUCUGUGCUCUGUCUUUUAAAGGGGAAGGCACAGAUUUUUUAAUGCAUUAACCCAAAGCCACAUUUUCACAAACAAGUCAUUUUAAAACUUUCUAUAUACAAGCUUGUAAGAAACUAUGUUUCCUUAGUUUUGCACUAAAGAAAUGCUCUGUCAUGGUAUGUUUACUUGAAAUAAUGAUCCAUAUAAGUCUUUGCAAUGUAUAGACAUUAAAACAAUCGCAGCCCUCACGUGCAAGCAGGAACCUUAGCUGUCACCGUCUUGCUGAGCUGUCCUGGGCACCAUGCACUGACCUCUCUAAUUCCCACUGCAGCUCUCCACGUCACGCCUCAUUCCCAGCUUCACCCACAAGGAAACUGAAAGUCAGAGAAGUCAGGGAAGCCGCCCG